CUACCGCCCUCGGUAUCCUCUGUCGCAGUCUCCACGCCUAUCCGCACGUAAUGACAAGCCCGCAAUAAUGCUCCGUGCUUACUGCUUACGCAAGCCACUCCGCCGGUGAAGGCGUCCAUCUAAAUCCCUUCCCCCAAACCCCAACACAAAUGCACUGAGAGAGAGAGAGAGAGAGAGAGAGAGAGAGAGAGAGAGAGAGGGGAAAUGGGAGAGAAGAGGGUGCUGGACUCGGGAUGGCUGGCCGCGAGAUCGACGGAAGUAUCGGCCACCGGCGUCCAGCUGACCACCACCCAACCGCCGUCCUUCCCCCCUUCCGCUCCAUGGAUGGAGGCCGCCGUCCCGGGCACCAUCUUGGGAACCUUGCUAAAGAACAAGUUGGUGCCAGAUCCUUUCUACGGCCUAAACAAUGAAGCAAUUAUAGAUAUUGCUGACUCUGGAAGGGACUACUACACAUUUUGGUUCUUCACAACAUUUGAAUGUAAAGUGUCAGGGAAUCAGCAUGUCAACCUCAAUUUCCGUGCAAUUAAUUACUCUUCAGAAGUGUACUUUAAUGGACAUAAAGAAAUACUUCCUAAAGGGAUGUUUCGCAGACAUACACUCGAUAUUACUGACGUUCUUCAUCCUGAUGGGAAAAACUUGCUUGCUGUCCUUGUUCAUCCUCCUGAUCAUCCUGGCAGUAUUCCUGCUGAGGGAGGCCAAGGUGGCGAUCAUGAGAUUGGAAAAGAUGUUGCUGCUCAAUAUGUUGAAGGAUGGGAUUGGAUGACUCCGAUAAGGGAUAGGAACACUGGGAUCUGGGAUGAAGUAUCAAUUUCCAUUACUGGGCCUGUGAAGAUAUCUGAUCCUCACUUGGUGUCAUCGUUCUUUGAUGAUUUUAAGAGGUCCUACCUGCAUACAACUGUUGAAUUGCAAAACCAAAGUUCAUGGCUUGCAGAGUGUUCAUUGAGUAUUCAAGUCUCAAAUGAACUAGAGGGAAACAUUUGCUUGGUGGAGCAUCUUCGAAGUUAUGAAUUAUCCAUUCCUCCUUCCUCAGUUGUUCAGUAUACAAUUCCUCCACUCUUCUUCUACAAGCCCAAUUUAUGGUGGCCAAAUGGAAUGGGAAAGCAAUCUUUAUACAAUGUUAAUAUAACAGUUGAUGUAAAAGGAGUUGGAGAGUCUGAUUCAUGGAAUCACUACUUUGGGUUUCGCAAGAUUGAGAGCACGAUCGAUGAAGCUACUGGUGGAAGAUUAUUCAAGGUGAAUGGGCAACGUGUUUUUAUUCGUGGAGGGAACUGGAUAUUGUCAGAUGGACUACUAAGACUUACAAAGAAACGAUACAUGGCUGAUAUUAAAUUUCAUGCGUAUAUGAAUUUUAACAUGCUCCGCUGCUGGGGUGGUGGAUUGGCAGAGAGGCCUGAGUUCUAUCAUUUUUGUGAUUUAUAUGGUUUGUUGGUAUGGCAAGAAUUCUGGAUUACUGGAGAUGUUGAUGGACGAGGUCAACCAGUGUCAAAUCCUGAUGGACCCUUGGAUCAUGACCUUUUCCUACUAUGUGCCAGGGACACUGUUAAGCUCCUUAGGAAUCACACCAGCCUUGCUCUUUGGGUGGGUGGUAACGAGCAAACCCCACCUGAAGAUAUCAAUAAAGCUCUUAAAAAUGAUUUGAAGCUGCACCCGUUCUUCAUUUCUUGUGAUGAGAAAACUACACGGGGAGAAGGUUUUACUGGCAAUUCAGAAGAUCCAAGUAAAUAUCUUGAUGGAACUCGCGUUUAUGUUCAAGGAUCGAUGUGGGAUGGUUUUGCAGAUGGAAAAGGUGACUUCACUGAUGGCCCAUAUGAAAUCCAAAAUCCCGAAGAUUUCUUUAAAAAUGAUUUCUACAAGUACGGUUUCAACCCAGAGGUCGGUUCAGUGGGGAUGCCUAUUGCUGAUACAAUCAGAGCAACAAUGCCUCCAGAAGGAUGGCAGAUACCAUUAUUUAAAAAGGGAGAUAAUGGGUAUGUCAAAGAAGUUCCAAACCCAAUUUGGGAAUACCACAAAUACAUUCCUUACUCGAAGCCUGGGAAGGUCCAUGAUCAAAUUCUACCGUAUGGACAACCAAAGAAUCUUGAUGAUUUUUGUGAAGAGGUAGGCCAAAUUAAGGCGCAACUUGUUAACUAUGUUCAGUAUAGAGCUCUAAUAGAAGGAUGGACUUCUCGAAUGUGGACCAAGUAUACAGGAUUUCUUAUUUGGAAAACUCAGAACCCCUGGACAGGCCUCCGAGGACAGUUCUAUGAUCAUCUUCAUGAUCAAACUGCAGGAUUCUUCGGUUGUCGCUGUGCUGCUGAACCUGUUCAUGUCCAGCUUAAUUUGGCCACUUACUUUAUAGAGGUUGUGAAUACUUUGGCCAAUGAACUUUCAGAUGUGGCAGUUGAAAUUUCAGUGUGGGACCUCGAUGGAACAUGCCCGUUCUACAAGGUCACAGAAAAGAUUACGGUUCCACCGAAGGAAGUACAGCAGGUUGUGGAGUUGAAGUAUCCAAAGUUGAAGACUGCAAAGCCUGUUUAUUUUCUUCUGCUUAAAUUGUUCAGAAUAUCAGAUACAGCAAUUCUUUCCAGGAACUUCUAUUGGCUGCAUCUGCCUGGAAAAGAUUACAUGUUGUUAGAACCAUACCAAAAGAAGAAAAUACCCUUGAAGAUUACUUCUCAUGUUCUCAUAUCCGGUUCCAACUACAAAGUGGAAAUGCAUGUGCAGAAUACGUCAAAGAACUCAACUUCUAGAAGUUUAAUCUGCAUGGAAAGUGGCUUGUUUUCUGAUUGCAACGAUUACAAUUUUGAGUCGACAAAGUUCGCCCCAGAGUCUUUCCAAGAAAAGCAGGAAAGCAUGUGGAGGAGAAUAUGUAGACGUCCAUUUCCCUCCAAAUCACUUCAUCACUCCAACAUGUUCAAUAUCAAUGGUACCGAUUCGGGGGUUGCUUUUUUCCUUCAUUUUUCUGUUCAUGCUGUGAAGAAAGAGUGGGGAAGUUAUGAAGACACAAGAAUCCUUCCUGUCCAUUACACUGACAACUACUUCUCACUUGUACCCGGCGAGGAGAUGGCAAUUGAUGUUUCAUUCGAGGUGCCGCAGGGUACCACUCCUCGUAUAGCCCUUCGUGGGUGGAACUACCCUGAAAGCUAUACUGUCAUUUAAGGGGCAUUGGAAUUAUAAACUUUUGGCCAUCAGCUAUCACGUAAUUCUGAGGUGCUUUCCGAGGGAAAAGGUUUGAAGAAACGGUGUUAUUCAAGAAAACUGUUCAGUUGUGGUCUUGAUUAAUUUUUGAAGAUAGGACUGCUGUUCGGUAAUACUGUUAUGCACCGAGAUUCUGCUAUGUGAUUUCCUACUGAUACUGCUAUAGUGUUAAAUCUAA
Messenger RNA from Ananas comosus (pineapple), 3355 nucleotides. Its product is annotated as mannosylglycoprotein endo-beta-mannosidase. Gene Ontology annotation, molecular function: hydrolase activity, hydrolyzing O-glycosyl compounds. Bases 205 to 3138 code for a protein of 977 amino acids. The transcript has 11 exons. Lineage: Eukaryota; Viridiplantae; Streptophyta; Magnoliopsida; Poales; Bromeliaceae. The record is from RefSeq and is a predicted model, not a curated record. Gene Ontology annotation, biological process: carbohydrate metabolic process.